Babesia microti strain RI is the source of this 249-nucleotide messenger RNA. RefSeq lists its product as hypothetical. The transcript is spliced from 2 exons. NCBI's taxonomy places the organism in Eukaryota, Apicomplexa, Aconoidasida, Piroplasmida, Babesiidae. The coding region runs from base 1 to 249 and encodes 82 amino acids. The record is from RefSeq and is a predicted model, not a curated record.
AUGAAUCUUAGGUCUAACUCGUUGCUGGUGAAAUGUUUCACGUCAGCAUUCAUCUAUUACGUGCCACAGGAUAUGGUAAUGGGCUUUUUAAUUGCCUCAAACCACCAUUCGAAAGGCACGGGUGUGACAGGGGCCAUCACUAAUGACUACUCGACUAAUGCCAGCGAAGUUGCCAACCAAUUGGGCAUAAGUGCUAGUCAGAUUAUGGUUAAAAGAGGGUUUGGAUUUACUAAAUAUGAACUUAUAUAA